Molecule: messenger RNA, 995 nt
Organism: Haliotis rubra (blacklip abalone)
Lineage: Eukaryota; Metazoa; Mollusca; Gastropoda; Lepetellida; Haliotidae
Product: rho-related GTP-binding protein RhoA-C-like
Biological process (GO): small GTPase-mediated signal transduction; cell migration
Molecular function (GO): GTPase activity; GTP binding
Source: RefSeq, a predicted model, not a curated record
GGAGUUGUCUCAACGGUAGGGAGGAAAACAAGAUGGCGAACGCCCCGCGCCGGAAGAAGCUAGUGAUUGUUGGUGACGGUGCUUGUGGAAAAACAUGCCUACUUAUUGUAUUCAGCAAGGAUCAGUUUCCUGAAGUCUACGUGCCAACAGUUUUCGAAAAUUACGUAGCGGACAUCGAAGUCGAUAAUAAACAGGUUGAGCUGGCACUGUGGGAUACUGCAGGCCAAGAAGACUACGAUCGACUCCGACCGUUGUCCUACCCAGACACUGACGUCAUCCUCAUGUGCUUCUCCAUCGACAACCCAGACAGCCUUGAGAACAUCCCCGAGAAAUGGAACCCGGAAGUGAAACACUUUUGCCCCAGCGUUCCCGUCAUCCUCGUCGGCAACAAGAAAGACAUCCGUAAUGACGACCACAUCAAGGCUGAGUUGGCGCGAAACAAACAGUUUCCGGUUAAAAUGGAAGAGGGUCGUCAAAUGGCCGAGCGAAUAGGAGCAGAGGCCUAUCUCGAAUGUUCGGCUAAAACGAAGGAUGGCGUGAGGGAAGUUUUCGAAACAGCAACACGUGCAGCACUAAAGGUUGAGCUUGUGUUGUGGGAUACUGAGGCAGAAGAAGACAUCUACCAAUACCGAAAGAUGUGCUACCGAGAUACUGACGUCUUCCUCAUGUGCUUCUCCAUCGACAACCCGGACAGUCUUGAGAAUAUUUCCAGGAAAUUGAACCCAGAAGUGAAACACUUUCGCCCCAGCGUUCUCGUCGGCAACAAGAAAAACAUCCGUAAUGACGACCACAUCAAGGCUGAGUUGGCACGAAAUAAACAGUUUCCGGUUAAACCGGAAGAGGGUCGUGAUAUGGCCGAGGAAAUAGGAGCAGAAGCCUAUCUUGAAUGUUCGGCUAAAACAAAGGAGGGUGUGAGGGAAGUUUUCGAAACAGCAACACGUGCAGCACUAAAAUCAAAGAAGAAGUCCAAGAAGACGAAAUGUAAAAUUCUGUGA